Molecule: messenger RNA, 1902 nt
Organism: Grammomys surdaster
Lineage: Eukaryota; Metazoa; Chordata; Mammalia; Rodentia; Muridae
Gene: Sowaha
Product: sosondowah ankyrin repeat domain family member A
Exons: 1
Coding region: 1-1641 (546 amino acids)
Molecular function (GO): protein binding
Source: RefSeq, a predicted model, not a curated record
AUGGCGCUGGCAGCCGCUGCCGCUGCCGCUGCCGCCGCCGCAGGGGUGAGCCAGGCGGCGGUGCUGGGCUUCCUGCGGGAGCACGGCGGGCAGGUGCGCAACUCGGAGCUGCUGAGCCGCUUCAAGCCGCUGCUGGACGCUGGGGACCCACGGGGCCGCGCGGCCCGUAGGGACCGCUUCAAGAAGUUCGUCAACAACGUGGCCGUGGUGAAGGAGCUGGACGGGGUCAAGUUCGUGGUGCUGAGAAAGAAGCCGCGGCCGCCGGAAGGACCCGAGGCCCCACUCUCCUCCAGCCCUGGGGAGCCAGCCGCGCUAGCCGAGUGCGCUGCUGUGCCAGCAGAGGACAGCUGUGUCCCCGGGUCUCCCCACUCCCCACAGCCGUCAGGAGAACCGUCGGAGGACUCGCCCGCACCAUCCGAUCUACAGCACACCUCUGAGACCCCACCCUCAGGGGUCACCCAGGUUGAGGCUCCAUCAAGCUCAGCGCCACAGCCUGGGGGACCCGAGGAUCUGGAGCUACCUCGGUCCUCGGAGCUAGCCCGACCGGCCAGCGUGCCGUCGGGGCUGGCUCUGCCGAGCACAGAGUCGCCAGGCCCGGAGCCUGCACCUCCCACGGCGCAAAUGCCACCGCAGAAGCCUUGCAUGCUGCCUGUGCGCUGCGUCGUCCCUGGCCCCGCGGCGCUGCGGAUCCGCGCGGAAGAGCAGGGCCUGCGCCGGCAGCGGUCGGAGGAGCCGAGCCCGCGGGGCUCCCCGAUGCUCCUGCGGCGGCUCUCGGUAGAGGAGUCCGGGCUUCACCUGGGACCCGGCCGCUCCCCGCAUCUCAGGCGCCUGUCGCGCGCCGGCCCGCGCCUGCUGAGCCCGGACACGGAGGAGGUACCCGUCGCGCCGCCGCCGCCACCCGCGGUGCCCCUGGAGCCCGCGGAGCACGAGUGGCUGGUGCGCACGGCCAGCGGUCGUUGGAGCCACCAGCUGCACGGGCUGCUCUUGCGAGACCGCGGCCUGGCUGCCAAGCGCGACUUCAUGUCCGGCUUCACCGCCCUACACUGGGCGGCCAAGAGCGGCGACCGGGAGAUGGCUUUACAGCUGGUGGAAGUGGCGCGGCGUGGGGGCGCUCCCGUGGACGUGAACGCGCGCUCGCACGGUGGCUACACGCCGCUGCACCUGGCGGCUCUGCACGGCCACGAGGAUGCAGCGGUGUUGCUGGUGGUGCGCUUGGGCGCCCAAGUGCACGUCCGAGACUACAGCGGCCGGCGAGCCUACCAGUACCUGCGGCCUGGCUCCUCCUACGCGCUGCGGCGGUUACUGGGUGACCCUGGCCUGCGAUCUACCACGGAGCCUGAUGCGGCCGGUGGUGGCAGUGGGAGCUUUGUGUCUCGGCACCCCGUGCAGGUGGCCGCCACCAUCCUCAGCUCCACCACUAGCGCGUUUCUGGGCGUCCUGGCCGACGACUUGAUGCUCCAGGACCUGGCCCGUGGCUUGAAGAAGUCAAGCUCCUUCAGCAAGUUCUUGGGUGCCUCGCCCAUGGCUCCCCGAAAAAAGACCAAGAUCCGUGGUGGCUUGCCGUCCUUCACCGAAAUCUCUCGUCGACCCACUCCAGGACCUUUAGCUGGUUUAGUGCCCAGUCUGCCCCCUCCAACCUGAAUAGCCUUGGAGCUACCAAGGCCUUGGUUGACCUACCAGGGCCUGUGGCACAUCGUUUAAGCCUGUCCAAGACAGGCCCAACACCUGCAGCCUGUCUCACUUCCAGUAUUAUCUGUUGCAGCCUGCUGAACCCAGAUGGGCCUCCACCUUCCGUUUGAAAUUUGAUGUGCCUACAGAGAUGGGAUUCUUGUUCCCCGGAAGAGGAACCAAACAGCCAUGCCUGAUCUUGGGAGGAGACUUGAAGUUAAGGGUCAAAGGUUA